Molecule: messenger RNA, 2097 nt
Organism: Aethina tumida (small hive beetle)
Lineage: Eukaryota; Metazoa; Arthropoda; Insecta; Coleoptera; Nitidulidae
Gene: Six3
Product: homeobox protein SIX3-like
Exons: 2
Coding region: 150-1613 (487 amino acids)
Biological process (GO): regulation of transcription by RNA polymerase II
Cellular component (GO): nucleus; transcription regulator complex
Molecular function (GO): RNA polymerase II cis-regulatory region sequence-specific DNA binding; DNA-binding transcription factor activity, RNA polymerase II-specific
Source: RefSeq, a predicted model, not a curated record
GAUAGUGUGCUGGGUACUGACUGGUGCUGUACAAACAUUUGCCCACCUGAUGGACUGGCUCCGUUCGAUUAGUGACAGUGAUAUGCAGUGCUAGUUGACACGGUCUUCGUCGAUAAUUGGUUAAGAUUGCAGCCACACUGGCAACCCACAUGGCCCUAGGUCUAUCCUCCGGACUAUGUUCCGGAAGCUCUGGACCCGGUUCCGGUGGCCAUUCGGACACUUCUUCGUCGCCCGGUGUCAGUGUUCCUAUUCCCGUGACGCCGACUGCGAUGCUGCCGAAUCCGAUGUUCGCCCUGCCGACGUUGAACUUCACCGUGAACCAAGUGGCGGCCGUAUGUGAAACGUUGGAGGAGAGCGGCGACAUAGAAAGACUGGCCCGCUUCCUCUGGUCCUUGCCCGUCGCCCAUCCCAACAUCGGUGAACUGAACAAAAACGAAGCGGUGCUGAGGGCCAGGGCCAUAGUGUCCUUUCACAGCGGCAACUUUCGCGACUUGUACAACAUCCUCGAAUCGCACAAGUUCACCAAGGGUUCGCACGGCAAGCUCCAGGCCAUGUGGCUGGAGGCCCACUACCAGGAGGCGGAGAAGCUCCGCGGACGUGCGUUGGGACCGGUGGACAAGUAUCGCGUGCGUAAAAAGUUUCCGUUGCCGCGUACCAUUUGGGAUGGGGAACAGAAGACGCACUGCUUUAAGGAGAGAACUCGCAGCUUGCUGCGUGAGUGGUACCUGCAGGAUCCGUAUCCGAAUCCGACGAAGAAGCGGGAAUUGGCCCAGGCGACGGGCCUUACACCUACCCAAGUCGGGAACUGGUUCAAGAAUAGGAGGCAACGGGAUCGGGCAGCUGCCGCCAAAAAUAGGAUGCAACAACAACAGCUCGCCGCCCAGUUAGUCCACCCAGGAGGAGGAAGACAACCGCCUUUAAGUCCAACUCCUUCCGACUCCGACUCGGACAUUUCGCUGGGCGCCCCUCACUCACCGCCGGAACGGUCGCCGGGCAAUCUCCUGUUCAGCCGAUCCAGAUCACCGAAUCCCAUAACCUCCUUCAGAUUCGGCGCCCACUCACCCGGCCCGAUGCCCGCUCAGUUCCGAUUCACCGCCAACACUCCGCCCAGUUUCCGUUUGGACCGUGAAUCACCGACGCCGCCCAACUUCAAUCUGGACAGGAAAUACAGGAAUCAAGACUCGCCCAUCAACGUAGAUACCAACACAUCAACAUCGAAUUACAACACCAGAUUGAACUCCGAAUCGCCCAUCGACGUGGACUCGACGGAUUACGCGCACGACAAAGGUAGCCCGCCACCGCCUCAGACGUCGUUGCAAAACUCGCCGCCGAUGAAUUUGAGGAUCGCGGACAAUUUGAGGAGUCCGUCGGAUAUAAAAAUCGAGCAACCAUUACCCUUACGUUUAGGCAAUCACCAAAUUUCAACCUCCCCCCUAUCCACCCCGCUUCGGAUUCAGGUUUCGGCACCCAGUCGACUCGGGGCGCCUCCUUCGCCCCACACGAACCUGAACUUGACUCACGCACACGGGGGAAUUGUGAGAAUAGCGCCCCCAAGUCCCACGUCCAACCCACCACUUUUACAUAGGCCUUUUUCGCCUCCGAGACUCACGUGAUAUUCAUCCCACGAUUGGGAUAAACUGUGAAUAAAUUAUUCAUGCAAUAUUGUAUAUUUUUUAACGGCUUUUUAGUUAGAUAUUCGUUGCAUAAGUGUAUUUACGAAUAAAAGACAUUACAAGUGCAAAUACAUUUAUGCGAGAGUUAUGAAAAGUAAGUGUACCCGGGGUGUGAUCAAACUUACUAUAAAUGUUCAGUGGCAAUUUGUAGAUAUAUUUAAAAAUUAUAUAAAAUUUAUAUUUAGAGAAGCGCAUUUUUAGUCAAUUUCGAAAUGCACAAAAACAUAUUUAUUAUUUGAUAAUAAAAAUUCACAAUUUGGAUGCUGCAGCUAUGAUUUUGUUGAAGGUUUUUUCGAUACUAUUACGGUUGAAAUUGUGGUUAGAGUAUUUGUAAUGUAGAAAGUUCGCGUAUCCAAUCCUGUAGAUAAAUUUAAAGAACAGAUGCGUGCAUAUUAUUAUUGAUUUAAUCUUAUAAAAUGAGUAU